AUGAACCAUCAGAUUCCCCCCUCGGGGCCAGCGGAGCUCGCGGUGGACCCCGAAUACCUCGUUAAGGUGAACUCGUUUAUCCGCCAGCGCCGCCUCGAGCUGCUCGGCCCCGAAAACAUCGCGCCCGUCUCCGCCGUGCAGGUCGCUCCGCCGCGCCAUCCCCCUAUCGAACCGCACCAAACCCCCAUUCAACCGCACCACCCUGCGAUCCAACCGCGGAUUGAUCCCCCCCACACUGCGCUGGUUGGCCCUGCCAGCAUCGCGCCCGUCUCCGCCGCGCAGGUAGCUCUGCCGCGCCAUCCAUCCCCUGCCGUUUUAGCCGCCAGCGAUCCAUCUGCUGCGCGAAUCGCUCAGCCCGCUCCUCGCGCAGACGGCUUCGGGAUUGCCGCUUCGGCUGAAGGCGCCUCGUCCGCCGUUGGAUCGUCAACGAGGCAGGCGAUCAACGGUGCGCCGGCGGAUGGGCGAGAAGAUGGCGAUCUGAGGGCCAACGGCGGGACGAGCCUCGCUGCUGCUGCAGUGCCCACAGCUACAGCCCUUUCACUGAUGACUGCUGCAAUGACCACACAUACAGCCCCUUCAGCUGUGGCUCCUGCUGCUAUUGCUCCUGCUGCUGCAGCGGUUGCGGCUGCAGCUGGUGCAGCUGGUGCAGCUGGUGCAGCUGGUGCAGCUGGUGCAGCUGGUGCAGCUGGUGUUACAUCGAGCGUUGCGUCUCACCCCGUCAUCGCUGCUGCUGCCACUCCUCCGGUUCCCAUUGCACCGCCUCCGAUCCAUCCCGCCGCUAGUGCUGACUCCGCUGCCACGUCAGCAACGACUGCUGCUCCCGUCGUGACUGUCCCUACUGCUAGCGCGGACGCAGCUGCGGCAUCAUCUGUUGCCACGGAACCCUCUUCUGCUCCCCCGCUCACUGCUGCUGCUACCACCCUCCGUCUCCCUGCGCCUUCCCUGCUUGCUACCGCUGGCGGUGCUGCUGCGCGCGCUGAGGCGGGGCAACCCGCUCCUGCUGGCGCAGCGAUGGCUGGCGCGCUCCUGCAGCAGCCGCAGGGGCGACAGGCGGAGGGGGACGCUGGCGCGCGCAGGCAGGGGAGCGCGCAAGGCGAUAGAAAGGCGGAUGCUUCUAACGGGAGUGUUUCUAAAGGGGGAGGUGAGGGGGGAGAGGGGGAGGAGGAUGAGGGGAGUGGUGAUGGAGAUGGCGGGGGAAGGCGGGGAGGCGGGCGGAGGGGCGGGGGAGGGAGCGGGGGUGGAAGAGGGGGCGGAGGUAAUAGGAGGGGAGGGGGAGGGGGAGGGGGAGGGGCGGGGGGUUCUUCGUCUGGGGGAGGGCGGGGAGGGGGAAGCAGGGGGUACGGGGGAAGGGGAGGAGGGGGUGGGGGAGGCGGAAGGGGAGGCGGGUGGAGGGGGGGAGGGGGGAGAAGGGGGGGAGGGAGCAGGUCGGCGGAUGGGGGAACGGCCCCUGGGGCUUCCGGGGAAGAGGCGGAGGGGUGGGAAGAGUAUGGGGGGGACGGGGAGGAGGAUGGGGGGGAGUGGAUGGCUGGGGAGGAGGUUGUGGGGGAGGGAGAAGGGGAGGGGGAGGGGGAAGGGGAGGAGGAGCAGGGGGAUGGGGGCGUUGAUGAGCGGGAGGAGGAGGGGAGGGAGGAAGAGGAGCGAGGGAGAGAGGAGAGGGGGGCUGAGCAGGCGAAUACCGAGAGAAUCCCUUUGGGCACCGGGGUAGGGGACGGGAGAGGGGGUUUAGAAGGGGGAGAGGGGGGAGAAGGGGGAGAGGGGGGAGAAGGGGGAGAGGGGGGAGAAGGGGGAGAGGGGGGAGAAGGGGGAGAGGGGGGAGAAGGGGGAGAGGGGGGAGAAGGGGGAGAGAGGGGAGAAGGGGGAGAGCGGGGAGAGGGGCAAGAGUUGCGAGAGGGGGUGGUAAAGAGGGAGGAAGCGGCGGAGCAAGGGCAGGUGAUGGAGGAGGGGAGGGGAGAGGGAGACGUGGAAGAGGAGAGGAAGAGGCGAGGAGAUGAGAGGGUGGCAGACGGAGCAUUGGAAGGGACGGAGAUUGCGGGAGGAGGAGGUUCAGGCAGCGGUGAAGCAAGAGAGUGUGAGGAAGGUGAAGCGUGUGGGGCGAAGGAUGCUUCUGGGCCGACUCACGAGUCACCUGGUGGUGUUGCGUGUAUGGAUGGAGGGUGUGGGGAGACGGAGGAGAGGGAAGAGGGGGAGGAGCGUGAGGUGGGGAAGGAAGGAGGCGAUGGGGAGGAUAUGGCAGGCGAGGCGGGGAGUGGGGAGAAGGAGAGGGAAGGCGUGGAGGACGGAGGAGGAGAGGAGCGGGGAAGAGAAGUGAGUGAAGAAUCGGAGAGGAGUGUUGAAAGGGAGAGAGAGGAGCGAGGGGAAAGACAGCAGGAAGGAGUGCCGGAAAAGGAGCAGCAAGAGGAGCAGGAAGGGGGGCAGGAAGGGGGGCAGGAAGGGGGGCAGGGAAAGGAGCAGGAGGGGACGCGGGAUGAUAGGGAGGAGGCGAGUGGGAAAGGAAAGGCACCAAUUGAAACGAGUCGAGGUGCAGAUGCUGCAUCUUGCUCUCCCUCCGCUCCUUCUCUCCCAGAGAACGCGGCGCAUGCCUCUCCGCUUCCUGCUGCUGCCUCCGCUCCUGUGGCAAUCCCUGCUGGUAAUGCUGCAGCAAUUCCCGUCGCAAUUGCGGCUAAAGAGGGGAUUCCUGGCGUUGCGGAUGGGUACGGUGCGGUGAGCAGCAGUAGAGAGUGCACCCGUGUGGUGGCAGAGGCGGGUGAGGAGCAGCAAGCAGCAGACUGCCACACACUGCCAGGAAACACGCCACACACUCAGUCACAGACAGAGACAUGCGAGCAAGCAGCAGAUUGCUGUGUCCCCACUGCCCGAGAGUCACCUUCCCUCCUCCCAGCCUCACCAGCAGCUGCUGCCGCUUCUCCUUUCCCUACCACGGCCUCUCUCCCCUCUGCUGCCACCCCUCCCUCAGCCACCCCUCCCUCCGCCACUCCUCCCUCGUCGUCUCCUCACCCCUCUUCUUCUCCUCUCGCUGCAUCUCCAUGCUCCCUUGCUCCUGCAACCCUCCCCUCUGGCGAUCCCUCCUCCCACCCAACUCCCUCUCCUCCAGAGGCGUCCUCUCAGCCUAACCCUUCCCCCGCUGCAGGCACAGCGACCGGUACCCCUCCCGCCGCUGCACUGCCAGAAGCAGCAGCUGAAGCAGAAGCAGCAGGAGCUGCAGCAGCUGGUGCUGGUGCUCUCCCCCACGGGGUUCCAGACGCAGAGAAAGGCAUUCUCGGCAAAGGCUACGGACCCCCUCUGACCCUGCCCAUGCCCGUGCCCAUGCCCAUGCCCAUGCCUCUGCCUGUGCCUCUGCCCGUUCCGCCUGGUGUGAGCGCCAUGCAGUGCGCGCCUGGGGGCUGGGCUGGGGUUGCUGCUGAUGCGGCAUGGCAUGCCAUGUCUGCUGGCAUGCCCAUGCAGGGAGGGGGUCCAAUGGCCGUGCCGGGAGGGGUACCCAUGCCCAUGCCUCCUGUGCAGGGGGGAAUGUACAUGCCCAUGCAUGUGGCUGGUGCUGUAGGCAUGGGAACAGGCAUUGGAGCAGGCAUGGGAGCAGACAUGGGAGCAGACAUGGGAGCAGGCAUGGGAGCAGGCAUGGGAACAGGCAUGGGAGCAGGCAUGGGAGCAGGCAUGGGAGCAGGCAUGGGAGCAGGCAUGGGAGCAGGCAUGGGAACAGGCAUGGGAGCAGGUAUGGGAACAGACAUGGAGAUGGGUAUUGGGAUGGGUAGGGAUCCGUGCAUGGGUGUGGGCAUUGGUACGGGCAUGGCCACUGACAUGGUCAUGGGUACAGGCAUGGGUAUGGGCAUGGGAACAGGGUCGUCUGGUUGGGGCAGGGAUGGGAGGGCAUGGCAGGGGGGGAUGGAGGGCGCUGGUUGUGUGGGUGACGAGGGGUGGGGGGUAAGUGGAGGGGUAGGGAGAGCGGAGAGUGUGGGUGUGGGGAAGGGAGGGGAGGAGGAAGGAGAAGAAUGGGUGGGAGCGACAGCGUUGGGUGCUGGGGUUGGGAAGGAGUGUGGUGCGGGGGGGAGAGGAGGCAGAGGAGGAGGAGGAGGAGGAGGAGGAGGAAGAAUAGGAGACAACAGUGGUAAGAGAGGAGGGAGGGGAUCAGGAGGAGCAGGGUCAGCCACGUGUGCAGCACCUGUCCACGUGUACUCCUUUGAGCAGCUCAAACAGAUCGGGCUGCAGUCCGUCCAGUACCAGUGUGACACGUGGCGCACCAUGAAUGGCAGCACGCAGCUGGCUGUGGAAGAGCUCAUGAGGGACGUGGCAAGAGGGGGGGGAGGGGGAGGGGGCGGGGGAGGCACAUGGGGAGGCGGAGGUGGGGGAGGGGGAGGGGCGGGGGAGAAGGGGACCAUCGAUGAUUCUGCGGCCACUACUGCCGCCUCUACCUCCGCAGCAGCUGCUGCUGCCGCACAAGCAAGUGGUGGGAGCUCUGCUGAUGGUGAGAUGGGUGAAAACGCUGGGAGGAGCUUGGCCGAUGCCAGUGCUGCUGCGGUUAAUGCUGGCGCCGCUGCCACUGCUUCUUCUGCUCUUUCUGCUGCUACUGGUGGUGGUGGUGCUGCUGCUGCUGCUGCUGCUGCUGCUGCUGCUGCUUCUGUUUCUGCUUCUGUUGCCGCUGGUGGCAGGUGGGACGGUCUGAAGGAGUGUGGAACUACUGAGUCUCAACGCAGACCACUCCAAGAGGAGGAGCGGUGGGGGGGGCAGUGGGGCAAGCAGGACGGGGGAAAGCAGGAAGCGGGGCAGCAGGAGGAGGAGUGGGAGGAGGAGGAAGAGGAAGAGGAGGUGCUGCAGGCGAGGGCUCUCCCAGUGUAUGGCGAGCCGGACUUCUCCAUUCCUCACCCGCUGGAUGGCCUCGAGUACCUGCGACGAGUCAGGUGGGAGAGGGAGCGCGUGCCCAAGGUGGUUGUUGCAGCACCCAAUGAGAAGCCGCCACCUGGCGGCAAUCCUACCAGCGGCGGUGCCCCUGUGGCCCUGGGUCCGCGUCACCUGCCGCGAGUGGCUGCUGUGCCGGCCUGCCCCGCCCUGCUGCUGCCCUCCCACGAGUGGCGGCAGUACGUGCAAGCCGCCUUUGGUUACCUGCGCCAGAGCCUUGAAGGCGUCGACGAAUCACGAGUCCCCACGUGUCAUGGCAUGCCAAUCCCAUCGCACCGCGACCUGCACGCGUGGCACUCCUACUGCUUUGGCCGCUCUCUGCCUUGUGACACGGGGGAGGCGGGAGAGGGGGGAACCGGGGGAGGGGGAAAAGUGGCGGCGAGACGGAAGGCGAAGAGGAGAGUAGGGAAGAAGGUGGGUGGCAUGGGAGAAGGAGAGGAUUGCAGUGAGGUAGACCUGGGGGAGGGAAGCGAGAGAGGAGAGAGUGAGGGGGGAGGGAGUGAGGAGGAGGGCAGCAGAGAGGGGGAAGGGGAAGUGGAUGGGGAUGAUGAGGAGAAGGAUUUGAUUGGCGAGGAGGAGGGGGGCGCGUGGGAGGAGGACGUGGAUGGGGAGCGAGAGAAGGAUGAGGGAGUGGAGGAGGUUGGGGGUGGAGCAAGGGAGGAGGAGGUGGGUGGUGAAAGAGGAGAGAAGGAGGCAAAGGGUGAAAAGGGAGAGGAAGAAGUGGAGGAUGGUGGGGAGGGGAAGACGAAGGAGGGGGGUGAGGUUUGUUGUGGUUCGGAAGCAGAGUGUGAAGGGAUGGAGGAUGGGGGGAAAAGGGGGAGCGAGUGUGUGGAGAAAGAUGGAGGAGAGGAGAGAGGUGAGGGAGGGGAGGCGUGUGAAUCAGGAGGUGAUGGGAAGAUCGAAGACGGGAGUUUGAGAGGGGAGGCGGAAGGGGAUGCCAGUGCCAGCGUGCGUGACACGGCAUGUGACACUGCACAUGACACUGCACAUGAAACUUUACAUGACACUGCAGAUGACACUGCACAUGAUAUUGCAUUGGGUGCAAGUGAGAGCGAACAGGGAAAGCAGCAGCAAGAAGAGGGACGAGGGGAAGGAGAGGCACCCAGAGGCCUGGCGCUGCUGCUGCCGUACACGACAGCGCAGAGCAAGGCACCCACUGACAGAAUCUCAAGAGGACUCACAGAAGGGCUGCUUGAAAAGCUGUCAGAGCAACUGCCGGAGGGACUUUCGGUAAAGGGGCUUUCUGUGAAGGACCCUGAAGGAGUUGCAGGGGGAAUGGAGGAGGAGAGGGUGGUUGCACAAGGGGUUAUGGCAGGGGAUGAUGUGGCAGGGGAUGAUGUGGCAGGGGGUGAUGUGGCAGGGGAUGAUGUGGCAGGGGAUGAUGUGGCAGGGGGUGAUGUGGCAGGGGAUGAUGUGGCAGGGGAUGAUGUGGCAGGGGAUGACGUGGCAGGGGAUGAUGUGGCAGGGGGUGAUGUGGGAGGAGAUGUGUUGGGAAGGGGUGAUGCAGGCAUGGGGUGUGGUGGAUUGAGGGAAACACUGGACGAGAUGAUCAACUACUCGGGACCCCUGCCUCUUUGGGUGCCAGAUAAUGACGAAAGCAGCAACCCUGGUCUUGAUCCAUCUGAAGACUAUACUGAGCAACCAUCCAUGCCAGUGCCAUGGCCGUCAGAUGCUGACGUGGCAGCCAUGGAGUGCGUGCUCCCGGGCCGGGCCAAUCAGCUCGCUCCGUUGCUCGGCACGGUGCUACACUGCGAUGCUGUUGGCCGAGCCGCCCUCCUCCGCGCCCAUGUGGACUGGGCCAUCGGCCAAUCAGCAGUUGACACGUGGCGGGGAAUGUGGCUGGUGGCAUGGGCGGCAGGGGUGGACGAGCCAAUAGAAGCAGAGACGGCAGCAGCGCUGCGAGAGCUGCUGAGGAAGUGUGCUGGGCUGAGGGCUUCGAUACAGUCACGUGAGGACCAAGGGUUGGAAAUGCUGAAUAUUCUUAUAGAGAUUGCGGGGGGGUAUUUCAAACAGGGAUCAAAGGAGGAGAUGGAGCAGGCUGUUUGGGAGGAGCAGGGAGGGAUUGAAGUGGAGGGAAUGGCAAAAUGUGGAGAAGAACAGGGAGAGGAGGAAGGGUCUGGGGUGGUGAGUGCUGAUGGGGAGGGUGUAGAAACAGAGCAGGAGAGCAUGGAGAUGAUUGGUGGAGGGCAGCUUGUGGUGGAUGCAGCAGGGGCUGUUGAGGCGGGCACAGAGCCACAUCGCAACACCCUCCUCGCCUCUCCCCGCCUCUCCCCACCUCUCCCAACCCCUCCCCACCUCUCCCUCUCCUCAACCAUCAUGCUGAGCGGCGCAGCGCGUCGCAAGGGCCAUCAGCGCUUCUCGCUCCUCCUGCUCGACGACGGGGACCACUACAUAACCGACUGGGUCGCCACGUGUCACCUCGUGGAUGGCCAGCCGCGCGCGCUCGCCGGCGGGCGGCUGCGGCUGUGCAUGAAGUCGCUUUUCUUCGAGCCGCAGGACCCCGCCAUCCCCAUUAUAAUGUUCCCCAUGCCGCACAUACUAGUCGUUUUCCACCCCGCGUCGCGCCGCCGGUACCGCUCGCAGCUGGGCGCGAAACUCGCCGCGGAGGGGCGCAUCCGCGCGGAGUGGGCGGGGGAAGGCGCGGGGGCGGGCGGGGGGGACGGGGAAAGCGGCGAAAACGGCGGGUUUGGCGGAGGUCGGGGCGGAGGACGGAGGAGCGAUGGGGGAAGGCUGGGGAAUGCGUAUGGGGAUGGGGGGUAUGGGGGAGAUAAGGGUUAUGGGGAUGUGGUGUAUGUGACAACAGGCAUGUACGUGGCAAUGAAGGCGUGUGGGCAGGACGUGCCGUACGAGUUUGAGAAGAAAGAGAUCGAUGAGGGCCACCUGCCGUCCACGUGGGCCUUCUCCCUUGACUACUCGCCCACCUCAAGGCUCUUAGACGAAGCCCUACCUGUGCUGGGAGUGCAGCUGCUGCCAUACGAGCAGAGGGACAUGGAGGUGGCACGCCGCCUGUCCCUCAUGGAGGCGUCGGCGCCCUUUGAUGUCAGCCGCCUUGUGGACCUCUCCGAACACAUCCUCCUCGACUGCCUCGCCUCCCAGGUUCGGCCUCUGGUUCGGGAGCCGGGCCGCCUUGUGAUCACACAGCAGCGGCUUUACUUCCAGGUGACAACUGGUGCAGGUGACGUCUGCCAUUACACGCAAUUAGCAGUGAGAGUCCCCUCCGAAUCUUCCCGCUGCCCCUGCUCCUCUCCGCUGCCCGCCGCCGCCACUCCCUGCGCCCCCGCGGCCUCGAAAUCUUCUUCUCCUGCCCGGACCAAUCGCAGAGUGCCAGCUCAGGAGGUGCAGGCGGAGGAGGUCUGGAGGGGGGAGGCGGCACUGGUGGGAGAGGAGGGGGUGAGUGGGGGGAGUGGGGGGGGCGGGGGGAGUGGGGGCGGAGGACCGUUGGGGGAUGGCAGCAGUGUGUUCUUCGUGUUCAGCUCUCAGGGGGAGAGGGACCGAGCCGCUGCGCUGCUGCAGAAGCUGUUAGGGGGUGUGUCCAGCCCAGCAGCAGCAGCAGCAUCGCUGCUAGAGGCUCACUCGCAUGCACUGCAGGCCGUCACAGGGCUGUGGCAGGUGGGGAUGGGCCAGUUAUCCACUUUUGAGACGUCUCAAAACUCCCACCUCUCCCUGUAUAUCCCUUCCCUCCCUCCCAUCCCUGUCUCCUCAUUUUCUCAUUCACUUUUCAUGAACCACCUCCCUUCCCCCUCCCUCUCCGCCCCUCCAACUGGCCGCGUAUCCAACCGCGACUACCUGCUCUUCCUCAACCUGGCAGCGGGGCGCACCAUGUGUGACUUGGCGCAGUGGCCUGUCAUGCCCUGGGUGCUCGCGGACUACUCCAGCCACUGCCUCGAUUUGAAUGACCCAGCCACCUUCAGAGACCUCUCCAAGCCAGUGGGAGCACUCAACCCGGCACGCCUUGCGGAGUUCAGAGAGCGGUACGAUGAGAUGCCUCGGGACAAGAGUGGAUCAGAGCGCACCAAGCCUUUCCUCUACGGCACACACUACUCCACCCCUGGCUAUGUGCUCUACUGGCUCGUGCGCUCUGCACCGGCACACAUGCUGCGGCUACAGAACGGUCGCUUUGACUCGCCAGACAGGCUGUUCUCGGGGCUGCAGGAGUCGUGGGAGAGUGUGCUGUCCAACGCCACCGACGUCAAGGAGCUCAUCCCCCACUUCUUCUCGCUCCCAGCGCACUUCCUCCGCCUCCCACCAGACCUCAAUCUCGGCACGCGUCAGAACGGGGUCCCAAUUGGUGAUGUCGAGCUACCUCCUUGGGCGAGGGAUGCAGAGGAUUUCAUAGUUAAGCACGUGCAGGCUCUGGAGUGCGAGUGGGUGUCGGCGAAUCUCCACCAUUGGAUCGAUCUUAUCUUUGGAUACAAGCAGCGAGGCAAGGCAGCAGAGGAGGCAGACAAUCUCUUUCAUCCGCUCACCUACGAGGGCGCAGUGGACCUCGACUCGCUCAGCAGCUUCGUGGAAAAGAGAGGCUUUGAGACCCAGAUCAACGAGUUUGGCCAAACGCCAAGGCAGCUCUUCAUCCAUCCCCACCCGCAGCGCUCCCCACGUGCCACAUCCAGCCUUGACUCGCUGCCCUCCUGUGACCCCUCCACCUCUGUCCACCUCCUCAUGCACAGCACAGCUGACGAGGCUGAUUGUGGAAGCAGCGAGACAGAUGGCACAGGUGGCAUGAUGAGGAGUGGCGGAAUGACAGCAGCAGAAGACGAGAGUGGGAGGCUGAAGGCACUGCUGCAGGGGGCGGUGGGGCUGGGCAGUUUCAACGCCAGGCGAGUAGCACAGGGUAAGGGUGCCACAGCCGCUGCACGUGCUGCAAGUGCAGUGAGUGCGGUUAGUGCUGUGGGUGCUGUGGGUGCUGCAGGUAAUGCAGCAGAUAUUGUCAUAGGGCCGAGAUCCACACCGGGGUUUGCAAGAGAAGCAGCGAUGAGGGAGAGCGAGGAAAUGGUGGCUCUAAGGGAGUGGCUGGGGGAGGUUGGUGUGGGGCGAGGACGGGAAGAGCCGCCUGUCUGCUCGCCUCCCUUCUCCCCUACUGCGCCCUUCCCUGCCUUUCAUCCCUCACCUGUGGACCCGUGCUCUGGUGGUAUUAGCACGGGUGAGAGUGAAGGGAGUGUCAAGGGGGGUGGCAGCAGAAGCAGCAUGGAAAGCAGCGGAGUGAGCAGUGCAGUGAGCAGCAACAAGAAUGGCGAGGCGAGCAGAAGAGAAGGUGGCAUAGGUAGCAGUGAGACGAGCAGCAGCAACAGCGGUAGUGGGAGUGGGAGGAGGAGGGCGAGAGUGCGGAGGGUGAAGGCACAUCGCGGAGCGGUGGUGGCAGUGGCACUGGCAGAACAUGCAGAGUCACACGACUUGCUUCUCACCACUGCGGGCGCCGAUGGCAUGGUGAAGGUGAGGGAGGCUCUUAGUGUGUAA
Messenger RNA from Closterium sp. Naga37s-1, 10341 nucleotides. Lineage: Eukaryota; Viridiplantae; Streptophyta; Zygnematophyceae; Desmidiales; Closteriaceae. The record is from the annotation of a GenBank genome assembly.